AUGUGGACCUGUGGAUAUAACCCCCGUGGGAGGCUCCUGGUGCUGUGCUGCAUGCAGCUGAUGGUAAGCUCCCUGCUGGACCCCUUUGUUUUUCAGGACGUGGAAUGUCACGCCACAAAUUGCCCUCCAGGUUCAGGCACAAGCUGGGUCAACUUGUGGUAUGUCUGGCUGAUUCUGGUCACCAUAUUUCUUCUCUUGCUGUGUGGGACAACGGCCAGCUGCAUAAAGUUUUGCUGCAAGAAGAAGAAACCGCCUGUGCAGACUUUACCAAAUCAGCCCUAUGAAGUGACUGUGAUCGCCAUAGACAAUGACAGCACCAUUCACAGCACGGUCACCUCUUACAGCUCGGUGCAGUAUCCUCAUAUGUUUGCAUUUAGUGACAUGGACAGAAGUGCAAUGUCUCCCCCAGCUUACAGCCUCUAUGCUCUAGAGCUUCCUCCAGCCUAUGAAGAAGCCAUAAAGAUGGCCAAGCCCAGUGGAGAGGUUAGUACCUCCGUAGCUGGCCCAAAACUAGAGGACAUCAGUGAGCACGAUGGACCUGAAGAGGACCAAGAUCACCAGCAAGCCUCAUCACAUGACGCAGACUCACCACCUCACUAUGAGGAGACCGAAAUUACCCAAAGCCAGGUCCACUGAUGACUAACUAUAGACCAGAAGCAUGAGCUUCCCAGGGCUUGGCAUGGAAUCUUCAAGGAUCAAAUUCUGCUACAGAUGCCAGGGAGCAAGAGCCUACCUAAUCUUGUUUUGUAGUGCUGUGACCUACAUAUAAGGCAGGAACUGUCUGAGCGAUGCAGCCUCCUGCUUGCCAGUGUCAUGUGAACAGAAUAUUAAUACCCUGCUCGUGUUCAGAGCAGACCUGGUGUCUCCAUCUCUGCAAGCUGAUAGUGGACGGUCUACCCCCUGUGCUGCAAACACUUCUGGUAUCUCCUUCUGCCAUGGAUUUGGACUAGAAUGGAUGUUUGGAUGUAAUCAUACAGUGGGAUUAAUAUCAU
Messenger RNA from Nanorana parkeri, 992 nucleotides. RefSeq names its product transmembrane protein 52 (gene TMEM52). Lineage: Eukaryota; Metazoa; Chordata; Amphibia; Anura; Dicroglossidae. The record is from RefSeq and is a predicted model, not a curated record. Bases 1 to 636 code for a protein of 211 amino acids. The transcript has 4 exons.